This is a messenger RNA of Micromonas commoda, 2178 nucleotides long. Its product is annotated as sterile alpha motif domain-containing protein. Gene Ontology annotation, molecular function: protein binding. The transcript has a single exon. Bases 1 to 2178 code for a protein of 725 amino acids. The record is from RefSeq and is a predicted model, not a curated record. Lineage: Eukaryota; Viridiplantae; Chlorophyta; Mamiellophyceae; Mamiellales; Mamiellaceae. Gene Ontology annotation, biological process: signal transduction.
AUGCGCACCGCUCGGAGAUGCCAAUAUUCCCGCUCCGCCAUUCGCGCGUCUCGAGGUUCGGCGUCGCGUCGCUCCGUCGCCGUGAACGUCGCGGCGGAACCCGCCAAGGCCAUCGAGCCCGCGCCAGCCCCGAACCUCCUGCAGCGGGAACAGUACCCUCCCCAUCUGCGUUGGCCCGAAACUCUCUACGACGAGGCCCGGGUCGGCGGCAAGAAGGAGUUCGACGCGCGUCUCGCCGACGCGUCUGCGGUGAUCCACGCGUGGGCUGAGGCGGUCGAGGGCGGGGAAUGCGAUACGGUCAGCGAGGAGGCUUCCGAAGCCGCGGAUUGGAUCCGGCAGGCGCUCACGAUGAAGAUCGAACUCGGCGACAAGGACCUCGCGGUGAAGCAGUCGAAGGCCGCGGGGAACUCGGGCGAAAACCAGAGCGACCUGGUGCUCAUGGCGCAGUACGGCAGCGUGCACGCUCUCCUCGCGCUGCAGGCGAUGUGCCACAAGAACAGCGUCGUCUGCGGCCGCCUCGUCAAGGGCGACGACGUCUUCAAGAUUGUCAAGGAAACGCUCGAGCACUCGCCUUACGACCAGGUGCGAUGCGCGGCGAUGUCCCUCGCGUCGUCGAUCCUCGGGUUCAACGAGGAGACCCACAAGAUUGCCGCCAAGAACACGAUGGGCGUCCUGGUCACCCAAGAGCUCGCGCGAUGGUGCAACGUCGACGACGACGGCAACGCGACUUGCAACUUCGAGGUUGGCUUCCGGGACCUGAGAGGGAUGGACACGUGUGACCACGCCAGCGUCGCGUUACGGUACCUCAGCGCAAACGCCGCGAACCACAACAUGCUCAAGAAGAUGGGGUGCGUCGAGCUGCUCCUCAACCUCAUGGCCGCGAGGCCCGAUUCGUCCGUUCGUAUCAACGCCGCGGUCUGCGUCGCCGACAUCGUCGGCAGAGACGAGAUGGACUCAAGGAUCCAGAGCGACCCCACGAUCGUGGAGGAGACCCUCUCGGCGCUGGAGGCGAUCCUGGACGGAAACGCGGCGGACUCGGGAAUCACGUUCGAGGCGCACGAGCUGAUCCAGGGCCUCGCCAACCUCGCCAACGUCGACGCGACCAAGCGUCGCUUCGCCGACGCCGGAGCCGUUCCGCUCAUCACCCGCGCGCUGCUCGAGCCGCAGUACAAGUGGGACCUCGUGAUGCUGCACUCGUCCGCGGCGAUUUGGAACCUGGCUUUCGACGAGUCCAUCCGGGAGGAGAUUAAGGCGUGCCCCGGCGCGCUGGACGGGCUGGAGGAGGCUAACAAGGUUGGGUCGGAGAUGACGAAGGCCAAGGCGAGAGGCGCGCUGUGGAUGAUAAACUCUGACGCCGAGGAGGCUGUGGACCACAAGAUCAGCGAGGACAAGGUCAAGCUGCUGACGAGCGGCGGAAGCACGGCGGCGACGCAAGUCAUGCUGUCGUAUGAGUGGCACUCGCAGGCGCAGGCGAAGGCGCUGAGGGACGAGCUCGUCGAGGAGGGGUUCACGGUUUGGAUGGACGUGGAUAGGAUGAUGGGCAGCACGUUGGAGGCGAUGGCGGCGGCGAUUGAGUCGAGCGACGCGAUCAUCAUGUGCGUCACCAACAGGUACAGGGAGUCGCAAGCGUGUCGCACGGAGGCCGAGUACGCGUACACUCGCAAGAAGCUCAUGAUCCCCGCGAUGCUCCAGAAGAAUUACAAGCCCGACGGGUGGCUCGGGAUCCUCAUGGGCAGCAAGCUCUAUUACAACAUGCAUAACCAGGAGGACAUUCGGAACGCCAUGCCCGCGAUCAAGGCGGAGGUUGCAAAGUCCAUGGGGGAGAAGAAGGCGAUCGGCGGUGAGAUCGACGGCGCCAACGGCGCGGCGCAAGCGACCCCGAACCUUUCGAGCCAAGCCGCGUCAAAGGAGAUCAAGGUGCCCGACAACAAGGACACCAUGACGCUGUGGCUGGAGAACCACGGGUUGGGGCAGUACAGCGCCGCGUUCAAGAAGGAGCACAUGUACGGCAAGGCCCUGCUGAAACUUCACGAGGAGAUCGGGCACGGGGACCCGGAGAAGGCUACGUAUCACGAUCUCUUCCAGAGCGUCCUCGGGAUAACGUCGUACGGUCACCGACUCCUCUUUCUCGCCGAGCUGGAAGAGCUCAUCGGCCCGAUCAAGUGGAAGAGACGGUAG